Messenger RNA from Neurospora tetrasperma FGSC 2508, 184 nucleotides. RefSeq lists its product as uncharacterized. The record is from RefSeq and is a predicted model, not a curated record. The transcript has a single exon. NCBI's taxonomy places the organism in Eukaryota, Fungi, Ascomycota, Sordariomycetes, Sordariales, Sordariaceae. The annotation marks the transcript as partial.
GUAGACACAUGUUUGCAUUUGCGUAUGUAUGUCCGGCUGGUCUCAACUCUGAACCCUGUUCUCUCCAAGAAAGUUACACCUUUGCCACCCUUUGCAAGUGACACAAAACCCCCCAAAGACCUCCAAACAAGAAACGAACGUGAAGAACCGGAAAACCAAAACCUUACAGAAUCUGAAAGCGUAA